ACGUAGGAGCGCCGAGCGGACGGCAGAAUUUUACAGGCAAGAUGGCGACGUCGGAGCCGCGCAAAACUGAAGGUGAAGAAGGUGCCACCGAGGCUCCUGUAGCCGUAGUCGCCAGUCCUGAGCAGUACGUCAAACACCCCCUGCAGAACAGAUGGGCCCUCUGGUAUUUCAAAAAUGACAAAAGCAAGAGCUGGUCGGAGAACCUGCGUCUCAUUGCCAAAUUCGACACAGUGGAGGACUUCUGGGCGUUAUACAAUCACAUACAGCAGCCCAGCAAGCUUGGUUUUGGCUGCGACUAUUGUUUAUUUAAGGAUGGUAUCAAACCCAUGUGGGAGGAUGACAGGAACAAGCUAGGAGGACGGUGGUUAAUAACUCUCAGCAAACAACAGAGACACAAUGACCUGGACCGCUACUGGAUGGAGACUCUACUCUGCUUAAUCGGGGAGUCUUUUGACGACGCCAGCGAAGACAUCUGUGGUGCGGUGGUCAACGUGAGACCGAAAGGGGACAAAAUAGCCAUCUGGACUGUAAACUGCCAGAAUAGGGAAGCCAUCAUGACGAUAGGGCAACAAUACAAGGAGCGCCUGAACGUACCUGUUAAAUCCCUGAUUGGGUACCAGUCACAUGACGACACCUCCAGCAAAAGCGGAUCCACAACAAAGAACAUGUACACAGUUUGAAGAGAAACCAUUCAGUUUACUAUAGGUUUAUAAAUUACCCAUCAUCCAUCUGCAUCAUAUUAAUUCUUUUUUGUCAACUACUGUAGUGUUCUUCCUUUAAAAAGUUAAUAUUUACCAUAAGAAUUCUGCCUCCUUCAUCAAGACCAGUAUGCCAAAAAAUAACUAUCUAAGAAAAAAAAAGGGGGGGGGGGGGUCCGCUGAAGGUAUGCUGAUUGAACUUAGUUUAAUUCUACAGUAAGUCUGAAAAAGUGUGAGACUAAUUUUGACUACCCCACAUGAGCAGGACACGAGGUGUGAGUAAAGACGCCCUUGUUAGUGUUUGCUUUUCUCGAUGCCACGCAGCGCACUCAGCCAGGAACAGUAUGUGUGUCACUUUGGCGUUUCUCCUGCAACACCUGAACAAAAGGAUGUCACACAGGUUUCGGGAGGAUCACUUGUGCUCUUGGGUUUGAUUCUGACUUUUUUGGGACUUUUCAAGUUCUUUUUUUGAGUUUUGAGAUGCGUUGCGGUUUAACAACUUAGUUUGAGGGCAAUGAAUUCAGUCCAUAGUUUGAAGUUUUUUUUUUUUUCUUCUUCUUUUUUUUUUUUGUGGGGGGGGGGGUGCUUGCUUUAGAACAUUUUACACACUGCUCCCAUGAUACACUCAGACAUCCACAGUAGAGCAUCAUACACACGCAC
This is a messenger RNA of Scleropages formosus (Asian bonytongue), 1358 nucleotides long. It is a transcript of the gene eif4e1c, whose product is annotated as eukaryotic translation initiation factor 4E family member 1c. Gene Ontology annotation, cellular component: cytoplasm; eukaryotic translation initiation factor 4F complex. The transcript has 7 exons. Lineage: Eukaryota; Metazoa; Chordata; Actinopteri; Osteoglossiformes; Osteoglossidae. The record is from RefSeq and is a predicted model, not a curated record. Gene Ontology annotation, biological process: translational initiation. Gene Ontology annotation, molecular function: translation initiation factor activity; RNA 7-methylguanosine cap binding. Bases 42 to 680 code for a protein of 212 amino acids.